This is a messenger RNA of Drosophila biarmipes, 1442 nucleotides long. Its product is annotated as phenoloxidase-activating factor 2. Lineage: Eukaryota; Metazoa; Arthropoda; Insecta; Diptera; Drosophilidae. Gene Ontology annotation, biological process: proteolysis. Bases 137 to 1354 code for a protein of 405 amino acids. Gene Ontology annotation, molecular function: serine-type endopeptidase activity. The record is from RefSeq and is a predicted model, not a curated record. The transcript has 4 exons.
UCGCCGUCUCGUCGGAAGCAAAGAUCAGCUUACGUUUGAGAUUGAAUCAGAAAUCAAACCAGUUGAGUGGAUCGUUCAUAACUUGCCGAACGUUUAGCUACCUUAUCAAAUUGAAUAAGUCGAAGUAAUAGACAAAAUGAUACUACUUAAUUGCCUCGUCAUAUGCGCCUGCAUAUUCGGCAGUGGAGCCCAAGACACCUCUCUGGACAACUUGAUUGCAGACAUCUUCAAAACCGAUGAAACGCCCAGCUCCUCCACCACAAGCACUCCCGUUGUGAAUCCCAAGGAUUCGUCUAGCAACCCGGGAUCAGGAACCACAACAGGAUCUGCCCAAUAUCAGUCCUGUGGCGAUCAAAAGGAGUGCGUGCCCCGUUGGCUGUGUGCCAACGACACGAUCAACACCAGCGGCGAUGGCAUCAUUGACAUUCGAAUCGACACGGGCGCACAGUGCAAGAACUACUUGGAUCUGUGCUGUGAUCUGCCGAACAAGAGAAAAGACCCCAUCUUCCCGAUUGCCCCUGAGAACCCCGAGGGCUGCGGAUACCAGAACCCCAACGGCGUUGGCUUCAAAAUCACUGGAGCCGUGAACCAGGAGGCCGAGUUCGGCGAGUUCCCCUGGAUGUUGGCCAUCCUCCGGGAGGAGGGAUCUCUCAACCUGUACGAAUGCGGAGGAGCUCUGAUAGCUCCCAACGUGGUUCUGACCGCGGCACAUUGUGUCCACAACAAACAACCGAGCACCAUUGUUGUGCGGGCUGGCGAGUGGGACACGCAGACAAAGACUGAAAUCAUUGCCCACGAGGACCGGUAUGUGAAGGAAAUAGUGUACCAUGAACAGUUCAACAAGGGAGCCCUCUACAACGACGUGGCUGUCAUGUUGCUGGAGAGCCCCUUCACCUUCCAGCCGAACAUUCAAACUGUGUGCCUGCCCGACGUAGGCGAGAAAUUCGACUAUGAUCGCUGCUAUGCCACCGGUUGGGGCAAGAACAAGUUUGGCAAGGAUGGGGAGUACCAAGUGAUCCUGAAAAAGGUGGACAUGCCCGUGGUGCCGGAGCAGCAGUGCCAGACGAACCUGCGCGAGACCCGCCUCGGAAGGCACUUUAUCCUGCACGACAGCUUCAUCUGCGCUGGCGGUGAGAAGGACAAGGACACCUGCAAGGGCGACGGAGGCUCCCCCUUGGUGUGUCCCAUUAAGGGUCAGAAGGGCCGAUUCAAGUCGGCCGGCAUUGUCGCCUGGGGAAUCGGCUGUGGAGAGGAAAACAUCCCCGGAGUGUACGCCAGCGUGGCCAACCUUCGUCCCUGGAUUGACGCGAAGUUGAAAAUCUGGAACAUUGACCCCAAAUAUUACACAGCCUAGUAACAUCUUCCACAGGCUGGCUUGAGAGAGCAGUAGGUCAAAAGAUGAAUAUCUAAUAAAAUUGUUUACAUCACUGGAUUAAAAAAUA